AAACAGCAUGGUGGUGAAAGAACACAACUUGUAAACAUGAGGCUAGAAAAAUGUUAUUUUUGUUCGUCUACAGUGUAUCCGGGGCACGGUGUCCAUUUUGUAAGAAACGACUGUAAGGUAUUUCGAUUCUGCAGGUCAAAAUGCCACAAAGCCUUUAAGAAAAAGCGUAACCCAAGAAAGACAAAAUGGACUAAGGCCUUCCGAAAGGCUGCUGGAAAAGACUUGGCUGUGGACCCCUCAUUUGAGUUUGAAAAGAGAAGAAAUGUGCCCGUUAAAUAUGACAGAGAAUUAUGGACUACAACAGUGAAGGCAAUGAAGAGAAUUGAAGAAAUUAGGAUAAAAAGACAGAACCAGCAUAUUAUAAAUAGAUUAAAGAAAGGAAAAGCACUGGAGAAGGCCAAUGACAUCAAAGAAGUGGAGAAGAAUAUUCACCUCAUUCGUUCACCAGCAGCGAAGAGUAAACUUCUUGAGAAGAAAAUGGUACAAGUUAUUAAGGAAGAAAACAUGGAUAUGGAUGAUGAAUUGUAGACAGGAAAUUGAUCACAGCCCUUUACGUCAUCAGAAAGAGACUUUUGUCACUGACAUAGUGCAUUUGAUUGGAUUCUAUCUACCUGUUCUGCUACAAACAUUGACAGAAAAGUUUCAUUUACAAAUAGAGAAUUUCUUUGAUUUUUGACUCUACACUUUGCAACAAUUUGUAAUUUUUGUUGUAAUAAAUUUUAAACAAUAAUGAUGUCACAUAAUAUUACACAGAAAUUACUUGCCAGUGGAAAUUAUUUCAUGACAUAUAUCCUUCCAACACUAGGAAUAUGACAGACUAUGAUACAUCAAGUAAAUAUUUGUUUGCUGGUGCCCCAUGCUUAUGAAAUGUUAAAUAAAACAAAAACUGAAAAAACA
This is a messenger RNA of Ylistrum balloti, 897 nucleotides long. Its product is annotated as probable ribosome biogenesis protein RLP24. Gene Ontology annotation, biological process: ribosomal large subunit biogenesis. The transcript is spliced from 5 exons. The record is from RefSeq and is a predicted model, not a curated record. Gene Ontology annotation, cellular component: nucleolus. Bases 37 to 528 code for a protein of 163 amino acids. NCBI's taxonomy places the organism in Eukaryota, Metazoa, Mollusca, Bivalvia, Pectinida, Pectinidae.